Messenger RNA from Austrofundulus limnaeus, 4598 nucleotides. RefSeq names its product signal peptide, CUB domain, EGF-like 3 (gene scube3). Gene Ontology annotation, biological process: signal transduction. The record is from RefSeq and is a predicted model, not a curated record. Gene Ontology annotation, cellular component: cell surface. Gene Ontology annotation, molecular function: calcium ion binding. The coding region runs from base 400 to 3447 and encodes 1015 amino acids. The transcript has 23 exons. NCBI's taxonomy places the organism in Eukaryota, Metazoa, Chordata, Actinopteri, Cyprinodontiformes, Rivulidae.
UCCUCCUCUCUCCUCCCCUUCAGCGCUCCAUCUUUCUCCCUCUCUCCCUCCUCUGCCCUCGCUCUCCCCUUUCUCUCAAAUUGACGUCGGAUCUGGGCUCGAAACAUGAUAACAGAAAAGCCUCACUGCGCUCCGCGUUGUCGGCCUCUCCUCCUCCUCCUCCUCCUCCUUCUCCUCCUCAACCCAGACCACCUAAAACUCAAAUAAGCAGCAGGCGUUCACAGGACUAAAAAAAAAAAAAAAAAAAGGCAGAAAAAAAAAGAGGACAGCACAAUUCUCCUAUCAGCGGAGGAUAACAAGAAGACAGACCUCAUACCACACUCAGCCCAACUGUGCGCUCCUCCUGCGCAUCGCUCGCGACCUCACAGUGCUCGUGCUGGAACUCCGGUGAAAGUUAGCAUGUAUGCGCACGCUUGGAUCCGCGCGAGCCUGGGAUUUGUAGCGUUCUGUCUGCUCGUCUUUGUCCAGCGGCCAGCUUCAGGAAGCAAGACCGCUCCCGAUGUGGACGAAUGUGCGGUGGGGCUGGACAACUGCAGCAUCGAUGCCAUUUGUCAAAACACCCCAAAAUCAUACAGAUGUAUCUGCAAGUCAGGCUACAGUGGAGAUGGCAAUUAUUGUGAAGAUAUCGAUGAGUGUGUAAAUGACUACAACGGUGGUUGCGUCCACGAGUGUAUGAACAUUCCAGGAAAUUACAGGUGCACAUGCUACGAUGGCUUCCGCCUGGCUCACGAUGGCCACAAUUGUCUAGAUGUGGACGAGUGUUCUGAAGGCAACGGAGGAUGCCAGCAGAUUUGUGUCAACAUGAUGGGCAGCUACGAGUGCCGCUGCAGAGAAGGAUUCCUCCUGAGUGACAACCAGCAUACGUGUAUCCAAAGGCCUAAAGUGCAACCAGAAGGCACAAAGGAGGGUCCCACCUGCAUGGACAAGAACCACGGCUGCGCUCACAUCUGCAGGGAAGCACAGAAGGGUGGCAUCUCCUGCGAGUGUCGACCUGGAUUCCAGCUCACCCGUAACAUGAAGGAUUGCAAAUUGACGUGCAACUAUGGCAAUGGAGGCUGCCAGCACAUCUGCGAGGAGACGGAUCACGGUCCCAAAUGUUCCUGCCACGUGAAGUUUGUUCUGCACAGCGAUGGGAAGACGUGUGUAGGAGAGAGGAGUGUCCAGUCCCAGGCAGCCCCACAGCUGUUCCCUAAUGAGACCUGUGCGGUGAACAACGGUGGCUGCGACAGCACGUGUCACGACUCGGUGACAGGAGUCCGCUGCAGCUGUCCGGUUGGCUUUACUCUACAGCCGGACCGCAAGACCUGCAAAGACAUUGAUGAGUGCCGUCUGAACAAUGGGGGGUGUGAUCAUGUGUGCCGAAACACAGUGGGUAGCUUCGAGUGCAGCUGCAAGAAGGGGUACAAGCUGCUAACCAAUGAGAGGACCUGUCAAGAUAUCGACGAAUGCUCUUUCGACCGAGCUUGCGACCACUUCUGCAUCAACUCUGCCGGUAGUUUCCAGUGUCUUUGUCGUAAAGGCUACGUCCUGUACGGCCUGGCACACUGUGGAGAUAUUGAUGAGUGUAGUAUAAAUCGUGGAGGAUGUAAAUACGGCUGCAUCAACUCUCUGGGGAGCUACGAGUGUACCUGUCCGCCUGGCCACAAGCUCCACUGGAACAGGAAGGACUGUAUCGAGCUGGUGAAGUGUCCUGCAGGACUGGUCGCACCAAAGGCCACUCUGACCUGCAGCAAGACGGACAAAAAGGAGAGCUGUUCUCUUACCUGUGCUUCUAAAGCUUACUAUUUAGCAGGGAUAAAUAACAGCUACUCAGUCAGUUGUGGCAUCCCCAAUCUGACGGGGAAGCCUCCUGCCAGAAUCAACUCCAGCACCAUUCAGGGCUGCGUAGAGACUCUGGCGCCUCCAGUGAAGCAGACGGCUUCUUUCAAGAUUAAAAAUGCCAAAUGUCACCUGCACCCAAAGUUGACGGGCAGGACUGAGGACAGGGGCCGGACUCUGGGGCCAGGGGGGGGUCAGCUGUGCAGCAACUGCCAGGUAACAUUUGUUAACCUGACGUGUGACUCGUCUAAGAAAGCGAAAGGGCGACACACCCGCAACCCUUCGAACAAAGAGGUGACACGCAUCACUUUGGAGCUGGAAGCUGAGGUCAAACCUGGAGACACCACAGGAAGUUGUAACCUCAGCUGCCUGCGACAGCGAAUGGAGAGGCAGGUAAAAACAUACAUCAAAUCUCUGAAGAAGUCCAUCAACCAGGAGCGCUUCCUCAUCCGAGUUGCUGGUUUGGAGUAUGAGGUGGCUCAAAAGCUUCCUCAGGCUGCCCUCAAUCAGGGCCACUGUGCCCCGGGUUCUGAGAGGACCAGUGCUGGAUGCGUUAAAUGUUUGYCAGGGUCGUACUACCACGGGGGACAGGAGCACUGUGUCCAGUGUCCACCUGGGACUUUCCAGGAGAAAGAGGGUCAGCUGGCCUGUGACCUCUGCCCUGGGAGUGAUGGCCAUGGGCCUGUAGGGGCACGAAACAUCUCUUCCUGUGCAGGCCAGUGYCCAACCGGGUACUUUUCAAGCGACGGCUUCAAACCCUGCCAGCCRUGCCCUCAGGGAACCUACCAGCCCGAUCUGGGACGGACGCUCUGCUUCCCCUGCGGCGGAGGACUGAGCACCAAGCGGGAAGGUGCCAGCUCCUUCCAUGACUGUGAAGUCAAAGUUCAGUGUUCUCCAGGCCAUUACUACAACACGACAGUGCACCGGUGUAUCCGCUGCCCCGUGGGGACCUAUCAGACAGAGUUCAGACAGAACUACUGCAUCUCCUGUCCGGGAAACACCACCACUGAUUUUGACGGUGCCACAAGUGUGUCACAGUGCAAAAACAGGCAAUGUGGCGGUGAGAUGGGAGAGUUAAUGGGCUACAUUGAGUCGCCUAACUAUCCCGGUAAUUAUCCCGCUAACGUGGAGUGCAUUUGGAACAUCAACCCUCCCAGCAAGCGCAAGAUCCUGAUUGUGGUGCCUGAGAUAUUCCUGCCUUCAGAGGAUGAGUGUGGAGAUGUGCUGGUGAUGAGGAAGAACUGGUCAGCUACAUCCAUCACCACGUACGAGACCUGUCAGACGUACGAGCGGCCCAUCGCCUUCACAGCUCGCUCCAGACGUCUGUGGAUUAACUUCAAGUCCAACGAGGCCAACAGCGCCAGAGGCUUCCAGAUCCCUUAUGUUACCUACGAUGAGGACUACGAGCAGCUCGUAGAAGACAUCGUGAGGGACGGAAGACUCUACGCCUCAGAAAAUCAUCAAGAAAUCCUUAAGGAUAAAAAACUGAUUAAGACUCUUUUUGAUGUGCUGGCCAACCCAAACCACUACUUUAAGUACACCACUCGGGAGUCCAACGAGAUGCUUCCCCGCUCCUUCAUACGCCUCAUAAGCAGCAAAGUCUCAGCUUUCCUUCGGCCGUACAAGUAAAACUCCGCAGCCGCCGGCGCAUCGGAUCACAUCGUCAUCAUCACCGCCACCCUCCCACUGCCCCUCCUCCUCCUCCUCCUGCCCCCAACAUGCCCCUUCAACCCCUACAGGUCACAUCCUCUCACAGAACUUUAAAACUCUACUAUGUUGCUCUUAUAUUUUUUUUUGGCUUUCAAAUUUUCAACACCAGGCAGACCUGGAAAAUACCCAACAUUUCAGACAUCUUUUUUUUUUAAAGGUUUUAUUUUCUCAGUUUCCAGGCCUGCAGUCCCGAGCUCAAACAUUUAGUUGGAAUGUAGAGKAUGUGAGUGGGUUUUGUUUUUUGUUAUGUUGUGCAAUGAAACCACAAAUAAGAAAGAAAAAAAAAAACGGAGCCUAUUUCAGACAGUAGGAGUGAUGUUUUGUGUAUGCGGUUUGAGCCUGAUGGAGCUUGUUAUUGUGUUUGCUUAAAUGCAACUCCCAGCUCUAGUUGCUACCAUUAAGUAUGACUGUAAGUGUUGUUGUGCAAAAGUGUUGUGUAACAUUUGGUCCAGUGUCUGUGUGUGCUGUCCUCGAGGAGGAGCAGUUGUUCAGUUCACAUCGCGGCUGUGUUCCGUCCUUCAAAAAAAAAAAAAAAGGAGGAAAAAAUGUUCUCUAUUUGAGCUCUUAGAGCAGUUUCCAAGGCUUGUACUGUUAAAACAGUUCAUCUGUGUUUUGCUCCAUCUGUUUAGACUCUUACCAGUGUCUCCCAACCUUCACAUCAUUUCUUCUGGUCUUUUUUUUUUUUUUGAGCCAACUCAAAGCAAACACAAAGACAUGGUUUAGAAUUCCAAGCAGCCCAGAGGACUUUGGGGGAGAUAAAAACUAAUCUUGAGGGCCACAGAAGUGAGAUGUUGUGAUGUCUAGUGGAACAAGUCUCAGAGAGUGGGAGUAAUGUCUUUGAGGGGCAUUAUGUUUGCUGCUUCUUUAUAAAAGGUCACUUUAAUUCUUCAUUCUCAUUGUCUUUCUGAUGUACUCGACACUAAUAAUCUAAAACAAAGGGAAGCUCAGAAUCUGAGAAACUUCUGUUGUUCUGCUCCGUCGGUUGAUAAUCUCUCAUUAUCUGUUUGUGGACUACCUUUUUUUUUAUUUCAGUUUUGUAAAUAAUGAAAAUAAAAUAGACAUGGGUUACA